CUCCCUCCAUGCAUUCAGCAAACAAGUGUCGGCGGCAACGCUGCCGACGGUGGUGUCUUGAGGUGCACUCGACAGACAGCCUGGAAGACACACACACAUCACCCAAGGACGAUGGAUGCAUUCACCCGUCCAGCCCCCAUGCAUGCUUCAUAUCAGGUCGUGAUAUCGUACUGUGUACAGUGUCUUCACCGGUGCUCGCGAUAUCAUUCGUCUGAAUCCUCGUUGUCUGCCUGCUCUCUGACAGCACCGUCUGAACGAGCAAACGCAGACACCACUGAAGCUGCCAUCCACCAGUGGAAGCCCUGUCAAGCUUACGCUCAUUUCCAGUGGAUCGUGUUGGAUUCUGCACUGAUCUGAGGGGAUCAGCGUCCGGCCAGUACUUGAACUGGAAGGUCGUCGUGACGGGCAGCGUGUUGGCGUCCUUCGGGAAGAAAGGCCUGCACGUCACCCGAAUACGCUGGAGCCCCUCCAGUGGAGGGGUCAUGGCGUGAAUGGUCGACGCCCCACUGUGCAGGUAGAUGGCCGACCGAUUCACGUCGGUGCGGCCGAUGAGUAAGAGGUCGGUGCCUUCUUGAUCGGCGAGGGAGACCUUUGACUACUGUAGUGGCCCAGCAU
Molecule: messenger RNA, 615 nt
Organism: Vitrella brassicaformis
Lineage: Eukaryota; Vitrellaceae
Source: the annotation of a GenBank genome assembly